GGAGCUGGUGGCGCAGGCAAUGGUGGCGCAGGCAAUGGUGGCGGAGCUGGCGGCGCAGGCAAUGGCGGCGGAGCUGGCGGCGCAGGCAAUGGCGGCGGAGCUGGCGGCGGAGCCAAUGGCGGCGGAGCUGGCGGCGGAGGCAAUGGCGGCGGAGCUGGCGGCGGAGGCAAUGGCGGCGGAGCUGGCGGCGGACGCAAUGGCGGCGGAGCUGGCGGCGGACGCAAUGGCGGCGGAGCUGGCGGUGGAGGCAAUGGUAGCACAGCUGGUGGCGGAGCUGGCGGCGGAGCUGGCGGCGGAGGCAAUGGUGGCGGAGCUGGCGGCGGAGGCAAUGGUGGCGGAGCUGGCGGCGGAGGCAAUGGUGGCGGAGCUGGCGGCGGAGGCAAUGGUGGCGGAGCUGGCGGCGGAGGCAAUGGUGGCGGAGCUGGCGGCGGAGGCAAUGGUGGCGGAGCUGGCGGCGGAGGCAAUGGUGGCGGAGCUGGCGGCGGAGGCAAUGGUGGCGGAGCUGGAGGCGGAGGCAAUGGCGGCGGCGCUACUGGUGGCGGUGCGGAUGGUGCAGGCCACAGCACUCCGUCAUCCACGGCCUCCCCUGCCAGUGCUACCGCAGGCAGUGGUGGCCAUGGCAAGACCAGCACGGCUCCAGCUGCUACGACCAGAAGUAUUCCACAACGCGAUCAUUGGCUCUAUUCCUCUCAGCGUCGGACUGUUAACAAUGGUCCGGCACCCAAAACCUGCUCACCCGGAACCACGAGCCGUAACGAGUGUGGCGAUAGCUGCACAUGCCAGGAGUCUGGUCAUUGGAAAUGCUGUCGGCGUCGCCGGGAAGUCCUGCAUGUAACCGAGCACGCACCCAGACUCAUGGCGGCAUGGAUGCGAGCAAUGGCUGAUGUUCGAUCCUCACCCAAGACCGCAAAGGCAUACCGGGCACUAGUGG
Messenger RNA from Sycon ciliatum, 931 nucleotides. RefSeq names its product paternally-expressed gene 3 protein-like. NCBI's taxonomy places the organism in Eukaryota, Metazoa, Porifera, Calcarea, Leucosolenida, Sycettidae. The record is from RefSeq and is a predicted model, not a curated record. The transcript is spliced from 3 exons. The coding region runs from base 20 to 835 and encodes 271 amino acids.